This is a messenger RNA of Penicillium alfredii, 1923 nucleotides long. It is a transcript of the gene pacC, whose product is annotated as putative C2H2 transcription factor PacC. Gene Ontology annotation, biological process: positive regulation of transcription by RNA polymerase II. Gene Ontology annotation, cellular component: nucleus. The record is from RefSeq and is a predicted model, not a curated record. The coding region runs from base 1 to 1923 and encodes 640 amino acids. Lineage: Eukaryota; Fungi; Ascomycota; Eurotiomycetes; Eurotiales; Aspergillaceae. The transcript is spliced from 4 exons.
AUGACGGAGAACAACAUUCCCCCUUCUACCGCGACGGCGCAUGCCACCUCGCUGCCGGCCCCCGUUGCUGGCGCAGAGCAGGCUCAGAUUGUCCCGCAGGCAUCCACACCGGCAUCAGUGACUGCAACGGCUGCCGCUGCCAGCGCUGCCGUUAACAGCCCCCCAAUGAAUGGCACCGGCGAGCAGUUGCCCUGCCAGUGGGUGGGAUGCACGGAAAGGAGUCCCUCGGCCGAGGCACUCUACGAACAUGUCUGUGAGCGCCACGUCGGCCGCAAGAGCACCAACAACUUGAACUUGACCUGCCAUUGGGGCACUUGCAACACCACCACCGUCAAGCGUGACCACAUCACCUCGCACAUCCGAGUCCAUGUGCCCUUGAAGCCACACAAGUGUGAUUUCUGUGGCAAGGCCUUCAAGCGUCCCCAAGAUCUGAAGAAACACGUCAAGACCCAUGCCGACGACUCGGAGAUCCGGUCCCCUGAACCCGGACCGGGCUUGAAGCAUCACCCUGAUAUGAUGUUCCCCCCGAACCCCAAAGGCUACGCCGCCGCUACCCACUAUUUCGAAGGCCCGAUCAACGCUGUCUCAAGCCCGGCAUACACGCAUGGGGCUCCGCAGUACUACCAGCCGCACCCGGCGCCACAGCCCGCUAACUCUCAUUCUUAUGGUAACGUGUACUACGCCUUGAGCCAGGGUCAAGAUGGCAAUCAUUCCUACGAUCGCAAGCGUGGUUACGACGCUCUGAACGAGUUCUUUGGCGAUCUGAAGCGCCGCCAGUUCGACCCUAACUCGUAUGUCGCGGUCGGCCAGCGCCUGCAGGGUUUGCAGUCGCUGCAGCUUCCGAUUCUGAAUGGCCCAGUCUCGGACUACCAGCCCAUGGUCGCAUCGGUCCCUGUUGGCGGUGGUGGAUACAGCCCCGGUGGCUCGCACGCCCCGGCCUAUCAUCUCCCGCCCAUGUCCAAUGUCCGGACCAAGAGUGAUCUCAUCAACAUUGAUCAGUUCCUGGAGCAGAUGCAGAACACCAUUUACGAGAGCGAGGAUAACGUGGCUGCCGCUGGUGUCGCUCAGCCGGGUGCGCACUACGUGCAGGGUGGUAUGAGCUACCGUACCACCAACUCUCCUCCGAGCCAGCUGCCGCCUAGCCAUGUCUCGGCGGCCACCUCGGCUCCCAUGAUGUCUGCCACCUCAGCCCACUCUCCCUCCACUGGCACGCCCGCCCUGACGCCGCCCUCGAGCGCGCAGUCAUACACUUCCAAUCGCUCUCCUAUCUCCUUGCCUCACACCCACCGUGUCUCGCCGCCGCAUGAGAGCGGUGCCGGCAUGUAUCCCCGCCUGCCUUCGACUACUGUCUCGGACAGCAUGACUGCAGGCGGAGCAUUCGAGCACGAUGACCGACGCCGCUACACUGGAGGCACCUUGCAGCGUGCGCGGCCGGCCGAGCGGGAGCUUAAUGAAGACAGCAUGGACACGUCGCAUGAUGGCAAGGAAGACCGCGACCGCACUCCUACCGGCAAGGAGCGUGUCCCCAUUUCGGAGAGUCUGAUUGACCCCGCCCUUUCCUUGGGCACUUCGCCCGACCCCGAGCAGGAGGCUGCACAGCGCACGGCCCAAGCCGCCACCGAAGUUGCUGAGCGCGAUGUCCCUGUCGGUUGGUUGGAGAAGGCGCGUUUGAUCGACCAUUUGCGUCGGUUGGUCUCGAACCUUAUGCAGAACGACCGUGAGGUGGAGUCUCCCAGCUACCGUGAGCAGUCCACUCCGGCACCGGGUGAUGCCAUGGUUGGUAUUGAAACUGCCAGUACGCGAGCCUCUCCCGAACGACCCCAGGAGGAGUCUACCAAGCCCGCGGGCGAGAUGGUUCUUUAUCCGACGCUGCGCGGCGUGGACGAGGAUGGCGACUCCAAGAUGCCGGGCGACGAUGCCUAG